Ectocarpus sp. CCAP 1310/34 is the source of this 2797-nucleotide messenger RNA. The record is from the annotation of a GenBank genome assembly. Lineage: Eukaryota; Phaeophyceae; Ectocarpales; Ectocarpaceae.
CCCCCUCCCACGCAACCACAUCUCUCCCUUCCUUGGAUCCCUCCUCGAUCUCUGCUCUCUCUCUGGUGCCAAGAUGAAGUGGUCCCUUUUCGCCGCUGCGCUAUACCUGGCGUGUUCCACAGCGAGCGAAACGAGCCACUCUGACCAUGACUCGCACACGGACCACGACUCGCACUCCUCCGACGGGCACUUCGAGGCUGCUGCUGUUUACUCCUUGGAGGAGGCAGGCACCCACUCCGUCAUCGCCGUGCCGGGGGAGGCCUUCGAGGGCACUCUUGCCUUCAUGCUCGUGCCUGCUGCUUCUGCUGACGAUGAGGGCCUCGAAGGGGCGGAGGAAGAUGCCGAGGCUGCGUGGGACGCGUUCAUGGACGGCGAAGAAGACGCGACCGUUCUAGCCUUCGGUGAGACUGCCAUCCCGGACGCGACCGUAGUGUACCAGACCACCCUCGACGAGUCCAUCGUUGUGGUGCCGGCCGAGGUUACGGACGCGGGAGCCUACGCCCUGCUGCUCGAGCACGGCGGCGGGGAGGUGAGUACGGCUCUCGUCUCCCCGUCGGGUACGGCGGUGGCUGCCUCCGUGAGCGAGGGGAUGGAGGAGGAGGAGGAGGAGGAGGAGGAGGAGGAGGAGGAGGAGGAGGGAGACACGGUGUCCGGAGCAAAGUGGGCACAAGCUAUGGUUGCGACAUGCAUCGCCUGCUUCGCCAGCUUCGCGGGUAUUUUCCUGCUCAUCAGCAAGCGCAUCGCGAACGGCAUCGACCUCUCGCACGCGUACAUGUUCGCGACUGGCGCAAUCCUCACGGCAGCCUUGAUUCACAUCAUCCCCGAGUCGUUUGAGCGCUUUGAGGAUGCAGAGCUUGGCCUGCACGACCUUGGAAUCCACACCGGCGUCACCAUGCUCGCUGGUAUCACAGCCUCUAUCAUCAUUCGCGCGGUGUGCACGGCGGGCCACUCGCACACAGGCGCUCCGGCCACCGCCAAGGUUGUUGGAGCAGACGGAAGCCAGUCGAGGGGGCCGACCACGCCGACGAUCCCGGAGAAUCUGUGGGAGUUGGUCCAGCAGAGGAAGGGCAGGGCGUUGUUUGACUUCAAGGGGCUCAAGCCUAUCUGCUGGAAUGUGAUUGUCGGCGAUGCGGUGCACAGCUUCACCUGUGGCUUCACGAUCGGGGCGGCGUUCCUCAGCUGCGGCUCAACCAUGGGCUGGACUAUUACGGCGUCGACGUUGAUCCACGAGGUUCCCAGCGAGAUGGCCGACUUCGUCGCCCUCCUGAACGGUGGCAUGAGCAUCAAGCAGGCGCUCACCUGGAACUUGGCGUCCGGAAUUCCCGCCAUCCUGGGGGCGGUCCUCAUCCUGGGGCUUGGUGACCAGUUCACGACCUUCCAGAUCGCGAUCAUCCUCCUGUUGGGCGCUGGGUCCUUCAUCUUCAUCGGCCUCACCGAGCUGCUGCCGGAAGCCCUUUCCUCCACCGUUGACGGGAAGGGUCUGGGAGAUUCCUUGCGCAAGCUCGGGUCGUUCGCGUUCGGAGCGCUCGUCAUUGGCAUCCCCCUCAUGUUCCACGCACACUGCCACGCCGACGAGGGACACGAGGGCCAUGACCACUAAGCGCGAGCUGGUCGUGCACCGAAGCCUGUGCUUUCGAUUUUUUUUUUGAGUGCGUUUCAACCCUUUUUGCUCGGGGCUUCACUCCACGGGAAGGGUCGCUCAAUAUCCGGUUGGUCGGGAUGUUCGAAGAUUUUCAUGUUUCGCUGUUUUGUAUAUCGGAGGGAGCUUUCACAGCGCGAUUCGGGCAUUGGAGUCGGGUACGGGCCACCACGGGGUCGCGGACAGAACUCAUGCCGGUACCGGUGGGCCGUGCAUCUCGCUUUCGUAGAGCGCCCCAUUCAGCCGACGGGUGUGCUCCGUUAUGGCAUGCAUAGCAGUCGGAGUACACGCCCCCCCCCCCUCCCGGAGGGCAAAUUUCGAUUUCGGUUUUACGUAGAUUUGGUAUGGGGGGCUGCGUUUAGAACAAAAAGUCGUUGCACCCCUCAUUGCAGAGGGGUUUCUAUCCAAGGUGCCUCUUUCGCAAUUAUAUAAAAAUAGACCCCCCCUCGCCGCUCGGCCUCCGAUUUCGAUUCGUAGGCCUUGUGUAUGUGUCUUGAUUUUUUUUUUCGCGUGUACCCUUGGUGUUUAGUCGAUUCAGUAAUGAUAGUUAUAUGCUACGGUGAGCGUGGAAGUAGGCGCUUUACUCCAUGGUUCGCACAUCGGGUUUUGAUAAUGGCGGCUGUCAUGUCGUGUUGGAUGUUGCAGGCGCAGCGAACCCUCUUGUUUGGUACUUGGCAAGAUUCGUUGUGGGUACGGUAAACCUUAGCCAAGUAGGCACUACAGUAGGACUUGGUGCGCACGAUGGGUGUGAUGAAAUUUUCCGUUCGACGCGCGAUGUGUCGUUUUGGAUAUGUUAUGGCGCUGUACCCGGUUGCUUGUGCUUUAGGCUACCCAACAAUCGUGUUUCGUAGUACCCGCUUUUCGACCGUCGUAUGCUAGCAGCAGCACCCGUGAGCCUCUUGUUGUUUGACCAAGCUGGGCAAACUCUUUUGCUUGGUAGAAUGGCAUCGUGAUCGACCAUAGAUUUACUUGCGGGAGUGAGCCUUUGCAUAGUGCGCGCCAACCUAAGCAACCGGAAGCAUGUCUUUCGUUGCUUCCCUCGCGGGCUUGUGUAGGUUGUCUUUAUUAUCGUCGCACAUCCAAUAAGCGUGUUGUUGUUUUUGUUGUUUCUCACAUGUAAUUUUGCUCUAUAGUCUAGUCCACAAAAAAUGGGGAGCC